GAAGGCUAUUGUCACUUGGGUUCGUGACUUCAAGGAAGCUGGUUGCUUGACUUCAAGUAUACAACACGCAAGAGGAAGCUCCCAUCUGCAGAAGAAGGGGCAUCUCUCCCUCUCAUCGGAACUGGAAAGCAGAAACCGUCCAAGGUUUGCUUCUCAGAAUAUAAUUUGGAUCUUCCCUUGUCACUGAGCACUGACUGUGUGGUUGACGUGGUUUACAGUCUAUCAUCAGGAUUAGCGGGAAUACAUAAAGAUGGAUGCUGCAAUAGCUGGGGGUGCCACUUCUCUAGCUUUAGAAGCUGGAAAAAGUGUUUUUCAGUAUAUUAUUCACCAAUUUGGUCAUGUCAAAAACAUUGACAAGAAUUUCCGCAAAUUUGAAGACAAAGCAUGUGACCUUUUUAAUAGGAGAGAUGAUGUAAAGAAUGAUAUCAGUACAAAUGCAGUUCAAAAGACUCCUACAAAAGAAUGUGAAGCCUGGCUUAAGAAAGUGGAGGAUGUUGAAAAGCAAGUUACCAUUCUAAAGAUAAGAUAUGAUAAGGCCCGUAAAUGUCUAUGUGGAUGGUGUCCAUUUUGGUCGCUCUUCAAACUCAGCAAAGAUCUUGAAGAUAUGGCAAACAUUCUUUAUGAUCUAAAAAUUGAAGGCAUCCUUGGAAAUGGCGUACUGACUGAGAGAGAAAGGAGAACAGUUGAGAAGAAGCAUGUGCAAAGUGUACAAGAUAUACCAUCACAUGAUGGGGUCCUUCAGGAGAUAUUGAAAUACCUAAGAGAUGAAAGCAUAAAAAGAAUUGGAAUUUGGGGAAUGCCAGGAGUUGGAAAAACUACAAUAAUGAAAAACUUGAAUGAUGCUGGAGACCUAAACAAAAUGUUUGACAUUGUUAUUUGGGUGACCGUAUCAAAAGAGUCAGGUGUAAGAGAAUUUCAAUUGCAAAAGGAAGUUGUGCAACGGUUAAAAUUACAUGUGGAAGGCAGCAUUGAUCAAGUUGCAACAAUUAUUUCUGAAGAAUUGCAGGCCAAGAAGUAUUUGUUGCUUCUUGAUGAGGUCACUUCAGUGGUAAAUUUACAUGAUAUAGGCAUCCGGAAAAACCAUAGUGGUGGCAAGGUGGUAUUGGCAACUAGAAACAAAAAUGUUUGUCAUAAAAUGGAAACCGAUGAAGAAAUUAAGGUACAGAGGUUGUCUAAGGAUGAUGCAUGGAAGAUGUUUAGGGAAAAAGUGGGUAGUGAAAUUGUUGAUCAUCCAGACAUGGAACCAUUGGCUAAAUUGUUGGUUAAGGAGUGUGGUGGACUACCGCAGAUGAUUUCGGUUGUAGCAGUUAUCUUGAGGAAAAAUAACAAUCAAGAUUUAUGGAGGCAUACAUUAAGGCAGUUGCAAUGUCCAAGUUUCUCUAAGAUGGAGCAUUGGGAAGAGGUACUCAAGACCUUCAAACUUGGUUAUGAACAGUUAAGUGAUGAUGAUAGAAGGAAUUGCCUUCUAUAUGAAGCACUGUAUCCUGAAGACCAUGAUAUUGACACAAGUUAUUUGAUGGAGUGUUGGAACAACGAAGGCUUUAUUAGUCGUGCAGGUAAUUUGAGGGAGGCACGUGAGAAUGGAACAGCUAUACUAAAGGAUCUCCUAGAUGGAUGUUUACUAGAGAGAAGCGACAAAGUAGAAUGUGUUAAGAUGCCCAUGCUAUUCAGAGGUCCAGCACUAAGAAUCACAUCCCUUAAUAGAGAAGGUGCUAGGUUAUUAGUAAAAGCAGGUAUAAGAGAGCCUCCAACAGAGGAAGAAUGGAAACAUGCAAAAAGGAUUUCCUUGAUGUCUACUCAAUUAUGCACUCUACCAGAAAGACCAGAUUGUUGUAUGAUUUCAACAUUAUUCUUGCGAAGUAAUUCUGAUCUAAACACAAUCCCUGAAUCAUUUUUUGGUUAUAUGUGUAGCCUUAGAGUUUUAGACCUAAGUGAAACUAAAAUCAAGUCACUACCAUCGUCUGUAUCCAGUUUGAUAAACCUCAGAGGGCUAUACUUAUAUUGUUGUAGACAAUUGGUGGAACUUCCAAUCCAAUUAAUAGAACUCAAAAGUCUUGAGGUCCUUGAUAUUGACCAAACUGGAAUUAGUGACAUGCCCAUUGAAAUUGGCGAAUUAACUGGCCUCAAGUGUUUCCGAGCAUCCUUCACUAGUAUUGCCAAUCACAAUCAUACAAAUGGGAACUCGAACAGGGUGAUGAUUCCUCAAAAUGUAUUCUCAAAGCUUUCUUUGUUGGAAGAAUUGAAAAUCAAUGUGGAUCCUCAUAUAGUAAAUGUUGUUGCAAAGGAAGUGGCCAAUUUGAAGCAAUUAAGUACCCUCUUUUUCUCCUUUCCAAGAACGGAGGGUCUUGAGAUUUUCAUUCAAAAUAGCACAUCAUGGGAGAAUAAUAAUUUCAGAUCAUUCAAAUUUCAUGUGGGUCCUUACAAUGACAAGCAUGACAGUAGCACAGAAUAUCCAAUGGAGCGGCGUUUGAUAUUUUCAGCUGGAGAAGAAACUCCUCCUGCAGUUUCGGAGGUUCUUAGUCAAGCCUAUGCAUUUGAACUAGUUAGUCAUAAAAGUAUUCAUAAAUUAUCAGAUUUUGGCAUAGGGAGAUUGAACAGGUUGAAAAUGUGUCUCAUUAAGGAAUGCAACAAUAUGGAAAGCUUGAUUGGUGACAAUGCAGGCAAAGAUAGUGCACUUCCUUUCCUGGAGAAAUUAUACUUGAUUAACCUCCCAAAAUUGGAGAAAAUUUUCGAAGGUUCUAUGCAAUCAAAAACUCUUACAAGGUUGACAACUUUGGUACUAAAUGAAUGUCCAAGGUUAAAGAAGAUCUUCUCGGGAAACAUGAUUUCAAAACUCUCUGAGUUGCAAAAUUUGAGAAUAGAGAAUUGUUCUGUGAUUGAAGAGAUUAUUGUUGAAGCAGAGAACCAAAUACUAGAGUCCAAUGCACUACUUCCAAAGUUGAAGAAUUUACAACUUUUUGAUCUACCCAAGUUGACUAGAAUUUGUCAAGAUAUUACAUUGGAUUGGCCAUCUCUAGAAAGAAUUGAGAUCAAAAGGUGCAUGCAAUUGAAGAAUUUACCCUUGAGUGGUGACAAUGCAUCUAAGCUAAAGCUGAUUGAAGGGAGUGAAGAUUGGUGGAAAACAUUGAUGUGGCAAGAUGAUAGUAUAAAAGAACAACUACGACCUUUUUGUCACUUCAUUUGAGAGGUAAGGAACUUGUAAUAGCUGAAGUUGUUUAAGGGGAUUCCUAAUAAAACUCAUGAAUCUGCGUGUUUUUUUUUUUUUGGUGCAUUUGUGCAUUUCAUGGACUUGGUAAUUGUAAUCAAUUUUAAUAUUUGUCACUCGUGUUUCACAGUCUUUGAGCUUGCUCUAAAUAAAGGCAUAAAGGUCUAAUGUCUAUA
This is a messenger RNA of Nelumbo nucifera (sacred lotus), 3381 nucleotides long. RefSeq names its product putative disease resistance protein At1g15890. The record is from RefSeq and is a predicted model, not a curated record. Gene Ontology annotation, molecular function: protein binding; ADP binding. Lineage: Eukaryota; Viridiplantae; Streptophyta; Magnoliopsida; Proteales; Nelumbonaceae.